Prorocentrum cordatum is the source of this 447-nucleotide messenger RNA. The record is from the annotation of a GenBank genome assembly. Lineage: Eukaryota; Dinophyceae; Prorocentrales; Prorocentraceae.
AUGAUCGAUGCCUUUUACAUCUUCACGAAGGGUGGGCUCCUCUUGUGGUCCACCCAGUUGGUGAAGGUGGCGGGCAACCCGCUGGACCGCCUCAUCCGGGAGGUACUGCUGGAAGAGCGGAUGGGCGAGUCGCAGCAUCAAUGCGAUUCAUACAAGAUGUCGUGGAAGCUGGAGAACACGCUGGAUCUGUUCUUCGUAGUCGUCUACCAGUCCAUAUUGCCGAUCACCUACCUAGAGGGUCUGCUGACCUCGGCGUCCAAGGAGUUCAUCAAAACAGUCGAUGAGACCAUGGGCGGGUUCGGUAACGGACUCCAGGUGAAGCACGUGCCGUUCGACGCGCAGUUCCGAAGGAUCAGGGCCGCGGGUGGUUGCAGGCGCCGGUGGGGCGCAGAGCGUGGUCUUCGCGCUCGCCGAGGGAAAAGGUGGACAAGGAGCAGCAGGCGCUGA